AUGCGCCAGUCCUCUCGCGCAGCCGUGGCCGCUCUGGCAGCAGCCACUGCCAACGCUGCAUCUCUCUCUGAUGUUUGCACUGUCGCCAAUGUCCAGUCCGCCCUUCCGGCCAACGGCACCAUCCUGGGUAUCGAUCUCAUUCCUUCUGCCGUGACCGCCAGCACCGCCACCUCUUCGCCGGGGGGCGGCUUUGGUGGCAUGAUGAUGCGCUCUGACAGCGACACCUACGAAUACUGCAACGUCACCAUUGCCUACACUCACACUGGCAAGAACGACCAGGUCAUCGUCAAAUACGCCUUCCCCUCUCCUUCCGAGUUCGAGAACCGCUACUAUGUUGCUGGUGGGGGUGGUUUCUCCCUGUCCUCCGAUGCCACCGGCGGUCUCGAGUAUGGUGCAGUUGGCGCGGCCACUGAUGCUGGAUACGACGCUUUCAGUAACAGCUACGACGAGGUCGUUCUCUAUGGAAACGGCACUAUCAACUGGGAUGCCACCUAUAUGUUCGCCUAUCAGGCCCUGGGUGAGAUGACCACGAUCGCCAAGCCACUCACCCGCGGCUUCUAUGGAUUAGGAGACGAUACCAAGCUCUACACGUACUACGAGGGGUGCUCAGAUGGUGGUCGUGAAGGAUGGUCUCAAGUCCAGCGCUACGGAGCCGAGUACGAUGGUGUCAUCGUUGGUGCCCCGGCCUUCAGGUACGCUCAGCAGCAGGUUAACCACAUCUUCUCCGCUACGGUUGAACACACCCUGGACUACUACCCUCCCCCCUGCGAGUUGGCCAAGAUUGUCAACGCCACUAUUGAGGCCUGUGACCCUCUUGAUGGUCGUACUGAUGGUGUUGUCUCCCGUACCGACCUCUGCCAACUGCACUUCGACCUGAAGUCCAUUAUCGGCGAGCCCUACUACUGCGCUUCCGAGAACUUCACAUCCCAGGGAUUUGGCUUCAGCAAGCGUGCUGAGGGCAGCAGCACAACUUACCAGCCUGCUCAGAACGGCACUGUCUCUGCUGAGGCUGUUGCUGUUGCUCAGGGCAUCUACGAUGGUCUCCACGACUCCACCGGCAAGCGGGCGUAUUUGUCCUGGCAGAUCGCGGCUGAGCUCGCUGACGCUGAGACUCAGUACGACUCAACCACUGACAGCUGGGUCCUCGACAUCACCAGUAUUGGCGGGGAAUACAUCGCCCGCUUCGUUCAGCUCCUGGAUCUUGAUAACCUGAGCGACCUGGACGGCGUCACCUACGACACCGUGGUGGGAUGGAUGGACACCGCCAUGUUCCGCUACAUGGACAGUCUGCAGACCACCCUCCCGGAUAUUACUGAUUUCCACCAGGCUGGGGGGAAGAUUAUCCACUACCACGGAGAAUCCGAUAACAGUGUCCCCACUGCCUCUUCCAUCAAGUACUGGCAGUCCGUCCGCGAGGCCAUGUACGCCGACGCCUCCUACUCUGACUCGGUGACCGAGAUGGCCGACUGGUACCAGCUGUACCUCAUCCCCGGCGCUGCCCACUGCGGUACCAACACCCUCCAGCCCGGCCCAUACCCCGAGGACAACAUGCAGACCAUGAUCAACUGGGUUGAGAACGGUGUGAAGCCUUCCCACCUCAACGCCACCGUUUCCUCCGGUCCCUACGACGGUGAGACCCAGAUGCUGUGCCAGUGGCCCACUCGUCCCCUCUGGUCCAGCAACACCACCUUCGACUGUGUGCACGACCAGAAGUCCCUCGACACCUGGAACUACACCUUCGAUGCUUUCAACAUCACCGUGUACUAGAUUCGGGUCAGAAGUGACCUGUCAUUCAUCCUUCGGAUGCAGCGUUAGCAAGACAUAUUCAGAAGAUAUCCCUCUGCGAGGUUUCUUUGACACGUCUGUAUAUCUAU
Molecule: messenger RNA, 1874 nt
Organism: Aspergillus heteromorphus CBS 117.55
Lineage: Eukaryota; Fungi; Ascomycota; Eurotiomycetes; Eurotiales; Aspergillaceae
Product: putative tannase
Exons: 3
Coding region: 1-1767 (588 amino acids)
Source: RefSeq, a predicted model, not a curated record